UUUUCUAGUCAAAAAUCAGCUGUUUGCUUACUUGGAGCCCAGUUUUUUAAAAUUACAUAUUUUUAAUGCGCUGUGCUGUGAAAAAUUGCGGAAAUAAUAAUCGUAAUUCCAAUAGAAGGAAAUGGCGAUUCUUUCACUUCCCCAGAGAGGAGACUCACCUCCAGAAAUGGAUGGAUUUCUGCCAGCGGGAUAGUAUUAACCCCGCCACAGCCUGCAUUUGCAACGAGCACUUUGCACCCGGUGAUUUUGAGAGGAAUAUGCAGUACGAACUUGGGUUUUCCCGGAAAAAUCCAACUAAACUCAAGCCCGGCUCGCUACCAAGUCUCAACAGACCUCAAAAGUUGGCCAAAGAUAAGGCUGAAAGAACGAAGAAGGAUUCUAAAAAUGUAUCUAUAGCAAAAUCUGGGAAGAUUGCCCAUACCGAUUCCGAAUCCUUCCAGGAGGAGCCGCAAUCUCCACAUUCCCAUGAGACCAUAGAAAUCCAACUCUGUAACUUUACCACAGAUUUUGUGGACUUGGAUGAAAGUUCAUCCAGCGAUUACAAUGAAGUUGUGGAGCUGAUAAGUACGCCUCAAAGGAGUCCGUCCUCCCAACCAUCUAAAAAUGCCGACACCUCUCAGCAUCACAGGCACUUGGAAGUCGAAAUUCUUGAUCCGUUGAACCCGCAGUCGAAUGCCAAGGACCAUGUGGAGAUAAUCGAUUCAGACGGCGACAAUUACGUAAAGCACUUGGAGCAUGAAGUGAGUUCUCUAAAACGUGAGGUGUUUUUUCUCAAAAGCGAACGCAAAAAGUUGAUGGUUGAAAUACAAAAUCUCAAGGCCCUUAUUCCAAGAUAAGAGCCUAAAAGAUUCAAAAUAUUUAUUCAAUGUAGCAAGGUUAGGUUCAAUCUUGAACUUAAUAUUUGACUGACUAGUUAUUACAAUAGAAGUGAAGUUAUUUUAGAUAUCGGGUAAAAUAAUAUACAAUUAUUUUUAAUGAAUCUUUUUAAUCAUUAUUACUAUAAGUUAUAAAUGAAAUUGUAUAAAUAUCCAGUUUUAAUUUUUAAAAAUA
This is a messenger RNA of Drosophila suzukii, 1050 nucleotides long. RefSeq lists its product as uncharacterized. The record is from RefSeq and is a predicted model, not a curated record. Lineage: Eukaryota; Metazoa; Arthropoda; Insecta; Diptera; Drosophilidae.